AUGGCCACAUUCGGCUUCAGCAAGACAAUGACGUACCUCCUGCAGGCCCCGCCCUACAUCUUCGCCUACAUCCUGACGCUGGGCAUCUCGUGGUCCAGCGGCCGCAUGGUCGAGCACUGCUGGCACAUGGUCGGCAGCAUGGCGCUGUGCAUGGCGGGCGCCGUCGUCAUGAUCUCGACCCUCGCCCAGGGCCCGCGGUACUUUGGCAUCUUCCUGCUCGCCGGCGGUCCCUUUGUCGCGCUGAACCUGCAGAUCUCGUGGGAGACGGCCGUGGUGCCCAGGCCGCGCACCAAUAGGGCCGCCCUCAUCGCCAUCGCCAACUGCGUGAGCAGCGUCAGCCACUGGUUCACGCCCUACUUCUUCCUCACGAGCCAGGAGCCGCGCUACGAGACGGGUGGGGGUAUCAUCAUCGCCGGCUGUGGGCUGGCCAUCAUUGCGUGUCUCGUUACGAAGUGGUACAUCGACAAGAAGAACGCGCAGCUUGACAAGCGGGAGAGCGAGACGGGAGAGGUCAACACUUGGCGCUUUGUUUCGUAA
Messenger RNA from Pyricularia oryzae 70-15, 537 nucleotides. RefSeq lists its product as uncharacterized. The record is from RefSeq and is a predicted model, not a curated record. Gene Ontology annotation, molecular function: transmembrane transporter activity. NCBI's taxonomy places the organism in Eukaryota, Fungi, Ascomycota, Sordariomycetes, Magnaporthales, Pyriculariaceae. Gene Ontology annotation, cellular component: membrane. The transcript has a single exon. The coding region runs from base 1 to 537 and encodes 178 amino acids.